Penicillium lagena is the source of this 570-nucleotide messenger RNA. RefSeq lists its product as uncharacterized. NCBI's taxonomy places the organism in Eukaryota, Fungi, Ascomycota, Eurotiomycetes, Eurotiales, Aspergillaceae. The transcript has a single exon. The record is from RefSeq and is a predicted model, not a curated record. Bases 1 to 570 code for a protein of 189 amino acids.
AUGGGGAAGAAACACUAUCAACUCAAAACACACCAUCUAAGGCGUCUAGUUACCCAUGUUGAAAAAGGCGGCGUUCUAGAGUCGCACAAGGACGUGCCUGAAGCAAUUCGCGAAGAUUUAUACAUGGAGGAGCAACAGGAACUGGAAAAGGAUAAGCGCAAAGGUGGCUAUUCCCUUGGGACUGGAGCACCAUAUCCUCCUAUCAAUAUCAACGUCCUGCCCUCCCAGGCUUCCGCCCUCGGCUUGGACAUUCCAGCGACCAAGGCGGCUGCUGACUCAAUGGCUAUGAGCCAUCUCGAGAUUCCUGGACCAAGAGACGAAGCCGUCAAGGAGUACGGUGAGUGGCAGGCAUCAAAUGUCACUGAUGACACUCCCAAGGCUGCAUUCCGACAUGUGUGUGACGUGAUGCUCGACCAUGGCCUUGACCUAGAGAAGGUCUACAAGGAUCAAGACCCAGAAUUUUUCAUUGACAAGGGAAUAAAAAUGGGAAUCGCUCGACGUUUCGUAGAUGAUACUCGCCGUUGGGUGGAGGAUGUGAAGAAAACGAUGCCUAUUUAUGAAAUAAUAUAG